Molecule: messenger RNA, 291 nt
Organism: Parastagonospora nodorum SN15
Lineage: Eukaryota; Fungi; Ascomycota; Dothideomycetes; Pleosporales; Phaeosphaeriaceae
Exons: 2
Coding region: 1-291 (96 amino acids)
Source: RefSeq, a predicted model, not a curated record
AUGGUGCAAGCUUUGCCGACGACUGCCCAUGUCUUUGCUUCCAAACUCCAUUACUACGGCCUUGGUGUCCGUGGCCUCAUCGUCACCCCUCCCCGCGACGUGCUGGCCAUGGAGGCCACAGCCAUCGUGUUCCGAGUACACACGAGGUACUCGGGGGCUAGGGUCCAUGCCCAGCUGGUCGUGCAUGCAGCAUUCGCGCCCUCGGAUUUGUCCAUCACCAUUCCAAGCGUCAACUUGCUCCACCACUCGGAGUCCGCCAUCUACACCCCACAGUCACGCACUCAUGCUUGA